This is a messenger RNA of Gadus macrocephalus (Pacific cod), 1864 nucleotides long. It is a transcript of the gene alg1, whose product is annotated as ALG1 chitobiosyldiphosphodolichol beta-mannosyltransferase. The record is from RefSeq and is a predicted model, not a curated record. The coding region runs from base 45 to 1538 and encodes 497 amino acids. Lineage: Eukaryota; Metazoa; Chordata; Actinopteri; Gadiformes; Gadidae. The transcript is spliced from 13 exons. Gene Ontology annotation, cellular component: endoplasmic reticulum. Gene Ontology annotation, molecular function: mannosyltransferase activity.
AGGACCGCCCACUUCACUCAGACACGUCACAUGGAUCAACAACAAUGGCGGCACCGGUUCUCUCCACGUCACUAGUCGUAGUUUCCUCUCUAAUUGCUGCGUCUUUAUCAGUGUUUUACUUAACUUCUGGUUCUUCAACAUGCCACCUCGUCCCCCUGAGCGCCCUGGCCGUGUGUGGGUUGGUGUUCUGCGGGUAUCUGCGGUGGAGGGGCGCCGGUCCGGCGGAGCGCCGGGUGUGCGUGGUGGUGGUCGGGGACAUCGGACGCAGUCCUCGGAUGCAGUACCACGCGCUGUCUCUCAGCCGGCACGGGUACCAGGUGGACCUUGUCGGCUUUCUGGGCACUAAACCACACAAUGAGGUUCUGAACGAGGAAAGAAUCACCAUAACAGCGAUGGCCGACGUGAAAGGCGUUCAGGUGGGGCCCCGCGUCGUCUCCUACGUCACCAAGGUCAUCGCCCAGAGCGUCCAGAUCCUGGUCACCUUGAUGGAGACCAGAAGGCCCUCGCACAUCCUACUGCAGAACCCCCCAGGCCUCCCCAGCAUGGCGGUGUGCUGGCUGCUGUGUCUCCUGAGGGGCUCCCGGCUGGUGGUCGACUGGCACAACUACGGCUUCACCAUCCUGGCCCUCGCACACCCACACACACACCCCCUGGUCCGGCUGGCACAGUGGUACGAGCGUGCGGUCGGGCCGCUGGCCGCCCACCACCUGUGUGUCAGCGAGGCCAUGAAGGAGGACCUGCGGGAGAACUGGGGCAUCAGGGCCACCACGCUGUACGACCGCCCGCCCGCCAUCUUCAAGGAGACGCCUCUGGAGCUCCGGCACCAGCUGUUCCUCCGCCUGGCCCAGACCCUCCCCCCCUUCAGGACCAGGGACGAGGAAGCAGGCGGGGCCGGGGAGCGGACGGCCUUCACCCUCAGGGACCCGGUGGACCAGAGCGUGACCUGGAGGCCCCACAGACCCGCCCUGCUCAUCAGCAGCACCAGCUGGACCGAGGAUGAGGACUUCUCGGUUCUUCUGAAAGCUCUGGAAGAGUACGAGCGUUGCGUCAGAGAGGGGCGUGGCCUGCCAGCCCUGGUGUGUGUCAUCACAGGUAAAGGACCUCAGAAGGAGUAUUACAGGAAGUUGAUCGACUGCCUCCAUCUGGAACACGUGCAGAUCUGCACACCGUGGCUGGAGGCUGAGGACUACCCCACGUUGCUAGGUUCUGCAGACCUGGGCGUGUGUCUCCAUCGCUCCUCCAGCGGCCUGGACCUCCCCAUGAAGGUGGUGGACAUGUUCGGCUGCUGCCUGCCAGUCUGCGCCAUCCACUACAACUGUUUGUCAGAGCUGGUGAAACACGAGGAGAACGGUCUGGUCUUCAGGGACUCCCAGGAGCUAGCGUCUCAGCUACAGGCCCUGCUGUCAGGGUUCCCGCGGGCCGGGGGCCGACUGGAGGACUUCAGGAGGAGCCUCCAGACCAACAGGGGGAAGCGAUGGGAUGACAACUGGACCCAGACCGUCCUGCCGCUCAUCACCAUGACGACACCGUCACCAUGACUACCACCGUGAUGGGAAUUAAAGACAAUUGGAUCGACACCAGAGAUGCUGUUAGGUUAGCGUAGCAAUGCUAGCUAAGAAAGGACUCUGCAAAAAGGUGGAGAUAUGACGGUCCAAACGGUUCUGUUAGCACGAGUUCAACAUGAUGCUACGUUAGCAUGCUAAUAACAUGCUGCUGCCUUAGCAUGAUGCUAUGGAUAUAAUUAUGUUUAGUCAAGGGUCAGUUAUUUGUACACUUGUAGAUAAUAUUUUUAUACCGGCACAUGGAAAUGAGCUUUGACACGUGUGUUGUGAGUAAAUAAAGCUUUAUUAUGUGUGUAACGUCA